This is a messenger RNA of Bufo bufo (common toad), 3109 nucleotides long. Its product is annotated as cytoplasmic dynein 1 intermediate chain 1. Gene Ontology annotation, molecular function: dynein heavy chain binding; dynein light chain binding. The transcript is spliced from 15 exons. The record is from RefSeq and is a predicted model, not a curated record. Bases 21 to 1619 code for a protein of 532 amino acids. Gene Ontology annotation, cellular component: cytoplasmic dynein complex. Gene Ontology annotation, biological process: transport along microtubule. Lineage: Eukaryota; Metazoa; Chordata; Amphibia; Anura; Bufonidae.
ACUCAGUGGAUGGCGCCAUCAUGGGACGGAAUAUUCCGGGCAGCCUCAUGGGGACCCUGCAGUGGGACACUGACCCUUCCGUGUUGCAGCUCCAUUCAGAGUCUGAACUCGGACGGAGGAUGAUUAGACUUGGAGUCUCAAAGGUCACACAAGUGGAUUUCUUGCCUCGUGAGGUUGUGUCAUAUUCAAAGGAGACACAGACGCCAGUGACCACGCACCAAGCGGAAGAAGAAGACGAGGAUGACGAAAUGGGGGAACUUAAAAGAGACCACGACCAAGAGGAAAACCAAGAGGAGAAGCAAGAUAUGAAAGAAGUUCCUCCCAGAGAACUGACUGAAGAAGAGAAGCAGCAAGCCGUCCACUCGGAGGAAUUCUUGAUCUUUUUUGAUCGAACAAUUCGUGUCAUUGAAAGAGCCCUGGCCGAAGAUUGUAAUAUAUUCUUUGACUACAGUGGAAGAGACCUGGAAGAUAAAGAAGGGGAUAUCCAAGCUGGGGCCAAUCUCUCAUUUAAUCGACAGUUCUAUGAUGAACAUUGGUCAAAACAUCGAGUGGUCACUUGUCUGGACUGGUCGCUGCAGUAUCCAGAACUAAUGGUGGCAUCUUAUAAUAAUAAUGAAGACGCCCCUCAUGAACCUGAUGGUGUCGCCCUAGUAUGGAACAUGAAGUUCAAGAAGACCACUCCAGAAUAUAUAUUCCAUUGUCAGUCAUCAGUGAUGUCGGUCUGCUUUGCACGUUUUCAUCCAAAUCUGUUGAUUGGUGGGACAUACUCUGGACAGAUAGUACUGUGGGAUAACCGCAGCCACAGGAGGACUCCGGUUCAGCGGACACCGCUUUCUGCCGCAGCGCACACGCAUCCUAUCUACUGCGUGAAUGUGGUGGGGACGCAGAACGCGCACAACCUUAUUACUGUUUCCACCGACGGUAAAUUGUGCUCCUGGAGUUUGGAUAUGCUCUCAGCUCCGCAGGAAAGUAUGGAACUGGUCUAUAAUAAAUCCAAGGCAGUAGCAGUGACCGGGAUGGCGUUUCCUACAGGAGACGUGAACAACUUUGUAGUCGGGAGUGAGGAGGGGACGGUUUACACGGCGUGCCGCCAUGGAAGCAAAGCUGGCAUCAGUGAAGUCUUUGAAGGCCACCAGGGCCCAAUCACGGGACUCAACUGCCACAGCGCUGUGGGAGCCAUCGACUUCUCCCAUCUGUUCCUGACGUCAUCCUUCGACUGGACGGUCAAGCUGUGGACCACUAAGCACAACAAGCCGCUCUACUCCUUCGAAGAUAACGCAGACUAUGUGUACGACGUCAUGUGGUCCCCGCAGCACCCCGCGCUCUUCGCCUGUGUGGACGGGAUGGGCCGGCUGGACCUGUGGAACCUGAACAACGACACCGAGGUCCCCACUGCGAGCACAACCGUGGAAGGAGCGUCCGCGCUCAACAGGGUCCGCUGGGCUCAGAGCGGCCGAGAAGUGGCGGUCGGCGACUCCGAAGGACGGAUCUGGAUCUACGAUGUCGGAGAGUUUGCCAUUCCACACAGUGACGAAUGGGGCCGGCUUGCCCGUACUCUGGUUGAGAUUCGCGCCAACCGAGGUGAUGGGGAAGAAGAAGCUGUAGAACUGUCAACCUGAGUGCACAAUGUCAACCACAACCAGCACAGCAUUAAUCUGUAACUGAAUGUACCAAUGUCACCAUUAUUUUUGCUGUGAUCUUUUCAAGUGCCGCCAGUCCUUCUCCACCUUCAGCUUCUUGUUAAAAUAGUGGCCAGCCCAGCCGAGACAUCCUGUCGUCUCUCUGUAUUGUGCAGACAAUCUCAGCCCUUGUCUCCCGUCCUUCCCUGGUGUACUAAUAUUUCGCUGUGUGCCAGUAUUUUAAUUAAAAGAAUUAUAUCACAGCCAGAACGCUAGUUAUUCCUGGAUGAAAACAUGUGCAUACUAAUUCACAAAUAAUUGCUGAAGAUAGUAGACAAAUUGUGUGCUGGCUCAUUCAGGCCUAUGACAUUAAUGUUCUUACGAAACAUGGUGAUGGUGGCCAGAAAGGACAAUAUGGCUGGCAGGUCCAGGCAACAAGUUCCAAAUACUUGUUCACAGUGGGCAUCAUUCCUAGAAUUAUCAUGAUUCUCCACUUCGUUUGUUAGGACAACAGGUUGAUAUCAGCUAGAAUUGUGCACAGAGCUAUUGUCAUUUCUCUUCCCCCACUUUUCUUGCCAGUUCACACAAUGUGCAAUACUCAACAGGUGUUCCUGUGGUAAAGAGAAUAUGAAGUCUGGGGUCACUCCUGAGGCAUGAAGGGAAUUAUAUCAAACCAAAAGUUGUCCUUGAUAGAACAUUCAGUGUUUGAGCAGAGGGGUUCCAACUUCCAAGACCACCACAACGAAGAGGACUCAGCCUCUUUCCGCAAGGUAAUGGAAUGAGCUGCAGUAUCAAGCACAGUCACUCGAACACAAGAUCUUGUGGCUGUGUAAACCAUGUUCUGAUCAGUAGUGGUCCCAGAGGUUGAACUUCCAUGGAUCUUACAUGGCCCACACUAAUAGGCUAUUCUGUCCCCAGAUAACAUGUUUAGAACAAGUCCAGCUACUAUUAAUUGUAAAGUUUUACAAACCUUCACCUACAAAGUCAAAGUGACAGACAUGUUCGAAGUAAAUCGAUAUUCUUCAUGUUUCCUGGUAAUCAGAACAAUUUGAACAAAUGCUGUUCUCAAUAGAAAACAUCCCCUUUCUACAAAUAACAGACCCAGAAAACCAGAUGAGAAUGUUGCAUGUGAAGUUUUUAGCCGCACACUAUGUAUACCAUAAUAAUUAGGCCCAUAAAACAAGAGGUUUAAUUAGAUUAAGGUAAUGGACUGUUGACACCAAGUUGGACCAUAGAUUGGCAUGGUCUCUCCAACAGUGACUCUCCAAGUAGGAAUGCAGUCGUAGCAUCAUAAAGGAAAAAAAAAAAUCAGGUGAGAACAUGGAGUAGGAGCUGCUUAGUGAAACUGUGUGUUCCACCAUGUGCUAAGAAUGAGAAGAAAUGGGUGCCCUUUCUUCCCAGAAUUCCAGAGGAGCAUGUAUGGCCUAUACGUCUCCUCAAGCCGAUUAAGGCACUCUCUCCCCAAGGAGAGAUAGUACACCCCCAAAUCC